Messenger RNA from Penicillium bovifimosum, 1212 nucleotides. Its product is annotated as lactate 2-monooxygenase. Gene Ontology annotation, molecular function: oxidoreductase activity; FMN binding. The transcript has 4 exons. Lineage: Eukaryota; Fungi; Ascomycota; Eurotiomycetes; Eurotiales; Aspergillaceae. The record is from RefSeq and is a predicted model, not a curated record. Bases 1 to 1212 code for a protein of 403 amino acids.
AUGUCUGACAAUUACGGCAGUUAUCAAACGGAGAUCUAUGGCAAGGGCGCCUUGAUGAGCCUGGUGCCCGGAGUAACCACCGACCCCCGCCUGCUAGAGGAGCAAGCCAAAAAGUCUCUGGGCAUCCGUGCAUUCAAUUAUGUCGCCGGUGGAGCAGGCGAGAAAGCGACAAUGGAUAGCAACCGGCUGGCAUUUCGACAGUGGAAGCUAAUCCCUCGGAUGAUGCGAAAUACACCCGAGCAAGACGUUUCGGUCGAGCUCUUCGGCCAGAAAUACGACAACCCCCUGAUCAUGGCCCCGGUCGGCGUACAGGGUAUCUUCCACGAAGACAAGGAGACAGGUCUUGCAGAGGUAUGCGAGGAAGUCGGGGUGCCAUAUACAUUGAGCACAGCGAGCACGAGCUCGAUCGAAGAGGUUGCGACCGCCAAUAAGGAUGGCAAGCGAUGGUACCAGCUGUACUGGCCGAGGGACAACGACGUCACGCUUUCGCUGCUAAAGCGCGCGAAGGAGAAUGGAUUCUCGGUUCUGGUCGUCACCUUGGAUACCUGGUCGCUGGCGUGGCGACCGGCCGAUUUGGAUAACGCCUACGUCCCCUUUAUCAAGGGGGUUGGCAACCAGGUCGGGUUCUCUGAUCCUGUUUUCCGGGCUAAGUUCGAGAAGGAAUCGGGUUCGACGAUCGAGGAGGAUAUUGUUGGUGCUUCGCGCGCUUGGAUUGGUGAUAUUUUCGCAGGGAACCCGCAUUCGUGGGAGGAUUUGGCUUUCUUGCGAAAGAACUGGGAUGGGCCUUUGGUUUUGAAGGGGAUCCAGCAUGUGGAGGAUGCGAAACUGGCGGUAGAGGCUGGAUGCGAUGGUAUCGUGGUCUCUAAUCAUGGUGGCCGCCAAGUGGAUGGUGCUAUUGGGUCCUUGGAUGUCCUCCCGGAGAUUGUUGACGCAGUCGGCGAUAAGAUAACUGUACUUUUCGACUCUGGUAUUCGAACAGGAUCGGAUGUGAUCAAGGCAUUGUGUUUGGGAGCCAAAGCAGUCCUGGUUGGUCGCCCGGUCAUCUACGGGCUGAGCAUCCAGGGCCGAGAUGGGGCCCGGCAGGUACUGAAGGGUCUGUUGGCCGAUUUGUGGCAGAACAUGGGACUAUCAGGAAUUCGCAGAGUAGCAGAUUGCAACCGGGACCAAAUGCGCAAGGUUCAGUAUGGAGGGGAUGUGAAGGCGAUGAUGUAG